UGAAGCCGAAGCAGCAGCCAACCAACAGCACAGCAAAGCUGAGUCGAUCGUGUUCCGAGCUGGCAGGCAGUGAUUUUGAUGGACUUGGAAGUGGUGAGAAGAGAAGAAGAAAAAAGUUUUCGGUUUUGAAAAGUGGUGAGCCAAAUUGGGACCGAGUUUUUUGCGUUUUCUGGUUUAGUUUUGGCCUGGUCGGUGUUUCGGUGUGUACUUCCGGCAAGUUCCGCGUCCGAUUGCGCCCCCGGAAAGCGGGUUCCGGUUCUCUUUUUUAGUUGUUCCAAAUCGAAGAAAGCGAAAAAGUAGAAGAAGAGCCGUUUUGCGAUUGUGUGUGGAAAAACGGGGUUUCUUUUUGCGCUAGCGGACGCUUUCUUUGUGGAAAAGUUUGUUCCGGAUUUUCCGACGCUUUUCGCGGGACCGCGAGAACCGAAGCAACCCUUGGGUCCGGUCCGGAAAAGCACCUUCAUCGGCAGAGGGAAAGAGAAAAAAAGCAGAAAGAAAACGAAGAAAGCAGCAGAUCCAAGCAAACAAGGAAAUUACUUCGUCGUUCCGUUUUUUUUCCUCUGUGCGUGUGUGUGUGUGCGCGUUUGUGCGAAAAAGAAGCAAAGAAAAGAGCCAACAAGAAAAAGAAGAUCGAAACGAAAACAACAACAACUUGAAGCAGAAGCAGCAGCAGUCUAGCGAAAAGGAAAAAAACAAUCCGCGGCCUACUUCGGGUUCAGGACAGUGUUUGACAGUCGGUCGGCGUCGCCCAGGGGGACAGAACUUUGUGUGUUUUGUUAUUUGUUGACACCCAGGAGCCGGACAAGACGCAGCAUCCACCAAUGUCAACCGUGUCAGAUCAGCGGAUGAAAGGACAAGGAAAUCACGGUUAUGGUUAUGGCUCGCAGCAGACGACAACGACGAACAACAGCAGCAGUGGCAGUGCUUCGUUCCAGUAUCCUCCGUUCAGCGGCGUAGGAGACGCCCCGGCCUGGUCCAAUGGAACCGACAGUAUCGCUAUAAUAGGUGGAAAUGAUUACAACAACUCAUGGGGAUCGCAGCAAAUGAACCACGGUCACGCUGGUGCUGGUGCCACCGGAGGAGGAUACUCGCAGAGAAAGCCGUACGAUGACAGUAGCUAUCAACACCGGAAUCAUCAGGGAGGAGGAUAUCACCAGGGUCACGAUGGAAUUAAGAAUGUCGAACAAGGAAUGCAGGGAAUGGGCCUCGGUGGCCGAGGCGACCGCGACGUCGGCAACCAUCACGGCAACUCGUCCUCGGCCCACGGUCGCGGCGGCGGUGCCCUAUCCAAAUCAGACCAACAUCACCAGCAACAGAAGGAAGCUCCCAAAAAGAUGACCUGGGCGUCGAUCGCGUCGCAGCCGGCUAAACCGCAAGUGAACACCACGAGUACCACGGUGAAGAAGAAGGGAAUGGCCCCACCGCCGAUGGUUCCGGGCAAGCACAACAUGGACAUCGGAACGUGGGACUCCCCGUCCAAGAAUGGGCCCGGGGCCGCGAUGGUCCCGACGCCGACGCCACCUCCGAUCGUACCGCCGCCGGUGAUCGAACCGUCGCCGUUGGCCGAACCUCCGGCACCGGUUAAGGGGGCGAACCCGAUGGGUGGCAAUCACCAUCCGCAGCAGCAGCAGCAGCAGCAGGCGCAUCAUCAUCAGCAACAACAGCAGUAUCAGCAACAUCAUCAGCAUCAACAACAACAGCAACAGCAAAACAUGGGACCACCUCCGGGAGCGCAAAACACCCGUUGGCCAACGAUUGGCCAAGCGCAGAAUCCGCCUCCGGCACCAUCGCAACAGCAGAACCAAUCCGGCGGAAUGAUGACUCAUCCGCCGCAGCAGCAGCAGCCGCGUCAAGAUCAUCGUCCGUAUCACCAACAACAACAUCAGCAGGGUGGUCCGCAAAACAACCGAAACAACUACUCGGGGCCACCUCCGUCGUACCAUCAUCAGCAGCAGCAACCGCCUUCGAUGCAACAACAACAGCCACCGCCGCAGCAUCCUCGCCAGAGCCAGAAUCAUCACGGAGGACCACCUCCGGCGCCGGUGCAUCAUCAGCAGGCCGAACGCGGAUCGUACCAACAACCGCCUCCGCAGGCACCUCCGCACCGACAGCCGCAAGCUCCUCCUCCCCAGCAGCAGGAUCAAGUGGACCGCGUCCGUGGAAACGGACCAAGCUAUCACGACAACCCGCCGGUUCAACCGGCAGCACCGCAGGCGCAACAAGCGCCGCCAGUUGUGCAGCCACCGCCGCCAGCACGCUCACCGACUCCGAGCGCAGCGGUGGCCGCGGAGGUUGCCCCGGCACCCGUCGUCAUCAACCAGCUGCAGAGCAAGAACAACUACAAUCCGCCCACGUGCGACAUGCUCGACACGGCCCACCUGGCCCGGUUCUUCGUGAUCAAGUCCUACUCGGAGGACGACAUCCACCGCAGCAUCAAGUACGAGAUCUGGUGCUCGACCGAACACGGCAACCAGCGGCUCGAUCAGGCGUACCGCGAGCGCGAAGAAAAGGGCGGCAUGGUCUAUCUGUUCUUCUCCGUCAACGGGUCCGGUCACUUUUGCGGGAUCGCCCAAAUGAUGACGGCCGUCGACUACAACUCGAUCUCGAGCGUUUGGUCGCAGGACAAGUGGAAGGGCACCUUCAAGGUGCGCUGGAUCUACGUCAAGGACGUCCCGAACGGCCAGCUGCGCCACGUCAAGCUGGAAAACAACGAGAACAAACCCAUCACGAACUCGCGCGACACGCAGGAGGUGCCGAACGCCAAGGGCCUGCAAGCGCUCAAGAUCAUCCACUCGUACAAGCACACGAUGUCGAUCUUUGACGACUUUAUCCACUACGAGCAGCGCCAGCUGGAGGAGGACACCAAGAAGCACGAACCGCCGGCACCGCAGUACGGCCGGGAUGGUGGAAGCGGCGGCGGUCGAUCGUACGGGGAUCGUGGUGGCAGCUACGGAAGCGGUGGCUACAACAAGUACAACGAUCGCGAUGGAGGUGGCGACGGGUACAACUCGCGCGGUUACGAAGCGCGAAGCUACCAGAGCAGCGGCUACAACAAGGGCAGUUAUGGAGGUUACAACAACCGUGGCGGCAGCCAGUACGGUGAUCGUGACCGGGGUGGCUACCAGAGCUACGAUCGUCGCAACAACAACAACAGCGGAAAUGGAAGCAACAGCGGGGACGAUCGGGACGGCAACAACUACUCGGAUCGUCACGAUGGUGGCGGUGGCGGAGGUGGAUACCAGCGAAGCUAUGGUCGGCCCAAUCGGGACUACAACUAUGGGCGGGACGAGAAUCGUGGGCGGAACGAGUUCCGCAGUGGUGACGAUGGGUACAGAUCGCGUGGACCGCCGCCUGCGGCGGUUGGUUCGGAGGGUGAGAGUGGUAAUUCGGUGGCUGCGGACAAUAAUGGCGGUGGCUAUCGGAGCGCAUCGCGUGACCAUUAUCGGGCUGGGAACUGAGGCGGAUUGGAGGUGGGUUUAGAAAUAAGCUUCUCGAUGCAUCCGUCGCUUGCAGGUCACUCCAUCACCAGCAGCCGCAGCCGCAGGACUCACAGCGGCGGUCGCCAGCAACAGCGCGUCGCAUCCACUUUUAACCACAUGAACGAUUUACUAAGCAACUGCUACUACAACAACUACUACAACUACGAUAACUUCUAUAAAAUAUGAAUACCUAUCAUUAGUGAUGAUGCUGCAGAGAAAACAAAACAACAACAGAAAAAAGGCAGAGUUACAAACGCUAGUUAGGCUAGAAGAGAAAAAGAAGGAAGAAGAUUCAUAGGGUUAAGAUUGAAAAUCGAGACGAUUGGUAGGCAACCGCGGAAGAGAUAAAUUUUGAAAAUUUAAUAUAUAUAUAAAAUAUUUAACAUAACCGUUAAGAGUGUGCUCUUUUAACAGGCAAACACAACAAUUAUGUCUUGUUGAAAUAUUAUUGAAGAAAGUAAAGUAAAGUAAAACACAGAUAUAUGCGAGAAGGUUCACCCUAAACAGAACUUCAUUUUCUACGUUAACAUAAAGUAUAAAGAAGAAAAACCUAAACAAUUGAAAGGGGAGGAAAAAAAGUGCUGCCGUUAGUUACAAUGAUGAACCUUACCCUUAAUCCAACAGACAAUUCAAAAUAUCAAUGCACCGAUUUCUACUUUUUCGUUUCUUUGUGUUUGCCAACAAAACAAGCAGCAAAAAAAAAACAGAGACAAAAAAAAAAGUGUGCGCGAUUCUCUAAAAUGGGGGACGGAAACUCGGAUCGCUCUCGGAUUUGCGCCCUGCUGGACGGGGUGUGGCCGCCGGCAGAGCGCGUCGCCGUCGUCAAGUGCUUUCGGAAGACCUACACAACAGAGUGCUGCCGCAACUGCCACAACACAACAGACAAUUACGGAAGUUACGUGGGAGUGUGUGAACAAACUUUUCCAAAGACCAACAUGUGUGCGUGUGUGUGAAACAAGCGCGUCGACUGAAAGCAGAGUAUCCUUUUUUUUAUUAAAAACAAUACUAAGAAAUGAGAAAAUGAGAAACAAAAACCAUAAAGACACAAACAAAUUGCCAAGUAUUACGUAGUUCAAGUAACUUUUUAAAAAAUGCCAUUUUCCAUUUAGUUUUUCGUACGUUUCGUUGAAUUUUUUAACCUUUACUGCGUUGUCUCUCCAGAGUUGAGGAAGAAGAAAAAGUGCGCGCGCGCGCAAAUCACACACGAAAAGACACAUUUUUUCAACUCUAAACAGUGGAACUUUAAACAAAGCGAAGAAUCAAGCUAAAAAAAAUGAACACUUUGACAAGUGGAAACCUAUUUGUGAUAUUCCAAACACACGCGCGUUCGAAUGGGAGAAAGCAAGCAAGGAAGGAAGAAAGUGCGCGAGUGAUCUGAAUCGUCGCGGAGGUUUGUGCGUGAUUGCGAUGGUCCGGUUUUAAAUCCCCCAGGAGAGGAAAGGAGAGGAGGAGGUUCCUCAAGGUCCCAAUCCACCCCGCCCAGCCACAGAAGCAGCGAAAUCAAAAGCAGCAAGUUUGACGACAGCGAUAACAUUAUCGUCAUCGUCAGCGAUCAUUUCAUCGGCGAUAAAGCAGCGUUGACGGUUUACGAAAAUUUAUCAAAAUCAAGGUUGUUAGAAAUAAAAUUAUCAAGGUUCGAUAAUCUAUCGUUGUUGACUAAAACCAAUCAAAUUGUGUUGAACAUUCAAGCUUCUUCUUAGUCAUUUUUUUUGAUAAUUUAAUAAGUUUCAAAUUCAAAAUACUAAAAAAAUCAAAAAAUACCGUAGUUUGAUACCCAUAUUGCAAAUUAUAAAAAAAAUAGUAUUUUCGAGAAAAUACGGUAUUUUGUAAAAAUUUCAGUAUUUCAUUCACAAAACUCUAAAACAGUAAAAAUACUUGCAAAAUUUUGAAUCGUUUGGUACCCAUAUUGUGAAUUAAUUUUUUUUAGUAUUUGCCAAAAAAUACGAGAUUUUGUGAAAAUUUUAGAAUUUCAAUCAAAAAACUCUAAAACAGUGAAAAUGCAUGCACCAUUUCGAAUCGUUUGAUACCCCGAAUAUUGCGAAUGAUAAAAAUAUGAGUAUUUUCGAGAAAAUACAGUAUUUUGUGAAAACUUUAGUAUUUAAUUCAAAAAACAUUUAGAAUUAUUUUCAGUUUAUUGGACUUCUUCUUCAAUUAAAAUUUUGAAAAAAAAAUUUUUUUUUGCCUUUUAUUUUUUGGACCGAUUUUGAAGGGAGCGAAAUAAACUUCAAUAAAUAUUUGCAGCGGCCUUAUGUUGUUUUGUGCUGAACCGAUGUUAAAAAUUUUCAAAAAAUUGGGCUUCGUUUGACACCCAAAUGGCAAAUUUGAGUAUUUCGAAAAAAAAUAACAUUUUACGGUACGGUACGGUAUUUUUAAAUUUCGAGUAAUUUAAACAUAAAAACCCUGCAAAUUUUGUUUUUUUUUUCCAAAAUUCUGGUAUUGAUCAAAAAAUAUCCCCUUUGGAAAAUAAUGUUAAGUUUGUAUUCGUUGCAAGUUAUGAAAAAAUGAGUUAAAAAGCGAUUGUGAAAACAGCUGCAAACGUUUAACAAUCCAGCCUUCGCUUGAAACCUUUAUUAAUAUUUAAUGAAUAAUUGUCUAUAUUUUCAGACAUUUUUUUUAUAAAAAAUAAUUUGAUGUUUCGAGUAUUUUGUGCAAAAAAAUAUGAUAAAAUCCAUGCUAAAUCCAUGGAUUCGAUUGGCUCCAAUUUUGGUAAUGAGGAAAAUGCAAAGUAUUUUAAAACAAAGGUUUUUUAGAAAAUUUCAAUAUUUAGUCAUAAUAUUUGAGUAAUUAGCAUAAAAUACGGUAUUUUGUAAAAUUAAAAAAAAAAAAAAAAAAAAAAAACAUUGAAAAUUGGUAUUUUGUGGAUUCAGCUUCGUUCUUGAGAAUCAUGCAAACUUUGGCUACCUUACAUUGAAAAUUACCUUGAUGUAUAAUAUUGUUUUACAAUAAAAUGUAAAAUAUGAUUAUUAAUCAUCACAAUUGUUAAAUUUCGAGCUCAAAAUCGGGCUUUGACUCUAAUUUUGCAAAUAUGAAUAAAAAGUAUUUAGCGCCUUUAUGAAAAUUUCCGCAUUUCGCUUCGCUUGGGGACGGUGAUUUUAGCGGAUUGCAGACUGGAUUUCGUCAUGUAUAUUUGAUGAUUUUCCUAGGAGUUGAUUUUAAACCCAAUUCCAUCUAAAUUGGAUCCUCAACACGAUUUGAAAGGAAUGUUUUUAUAUUUUAUUUUGAAAAUAGUCAUGGUAAAACCAAAUCAAGACUGAAAGUUGUUUUUACUGUUUUAUUGUAUAUUCGUUCUAAUAAUUUAAUUUAAAUUAAAUUAAAUUUCGUAAAAAAAAAUUCGAAGAAAUAACCGAGGAUCGAUGACGAUAACGAUAAUAUCAUCGUUGAUCACUAGACGAUGAAAUUAGCGGUGGUAAUUUUAUCUUUUCACAACGUUUUCAAAACAAAAACAAACUUGCUGCAGUGAACGGAGAAGUUGUGGUGGUUUCAUUUAUUACUUUUCUUUUUAACCUCGUGUUUUAAACUGCAUAUUUCAAGGUGUAACGUCGAUGAAAUAAAACAAAGAGAGACUUUCUAAAUACUUUUGUGGUAGCCUAAGAUUUAUUACGUAAAACAGUUACAAUGAAAUGAAAGAAAUGCUGACUAGUAUAAAAUAAACGCGACUAUGAGUUCAAAAUAUCCUACGGAGCAAACGUAAAAUUGAAGUACUAGAAUCACUAUCAAUGUUAGCAAAACACACCCACUCUGAAAGUUAGGGAAAAUCACAAUUUAAAAAAACAAUUACAUGAAAUCAAACGUCACUAGAGAAAAAAAAAUAAAACAAUGUAUAACACCACUCAUUACAAGUUAGAACAAAGUGUGAGAAGAAGAAGAAAAAAAAAAUAACUAAAUGGAUUUGCAAACUCGAGUUAAGCAAAAGUAGCUUUUGUGCUGACAUGAGAAUAACAAAUUUCAACUUCAUUUCAUUAAUCCUCACCGAAACAUACACAUUUUCCCCAUCGUCGUCGUCGUCGUCGUCGUCCCAAAGUAGUGUAAUUGCUGUCUAAGGGCAUCCAGCACACACACCCACAUACAAAACAUUUAAAACAAUUAGCAGCGCGACGACGCGUAACGAAAAAGUCUGUCAAACAGGAAGAAGAAAGUUAGGUGAGGCGCGAAUUAAACAAAUAAAAUAAAGAUUCGUUUGCAUUAAAGAAUACAAAACAAGCAAACGUCAAGAAAUGGUUAUAACUACUUUACGUUUAUUGUUUGAAAAAACGAAACAAGUAAAAAUACAAAUAAAAAAAAAACACGAUGAUAUCUUAUAACAAACACAACUUUAGUGAUGAUGAUAUAAUGAAAUAAAGAAACAAGAAAAAAGGACAAAAAUAACACUGAAAUACAAAAACACACUAAUAAUAAUUACAGAACUAAUUGAUAACAGAUGAAAUGAUGACGGCGAAGCAAAGUUAAAAGCGAAGCGAUGAUUGAAAUGAUUAUGAUGAUGAUGGCGAUGAAGAUGAUUAGAUUAUACUUGAGAGACAGCGAGAGAAAGAGCGAGAGAGUGUGUACAUAGGUAAGGAACACUCACCCAACACAAAUUGAUGAAUCCGACGAGGAGCAAAAGAAAUAUAAGGCAUAUUGAUAAUAAAACAAA
Molecule: messenger RNA, 8106 nt
Organism: Culex pipiens pallens (northern house mosquito)
Lineage: Eukaryota; Metazoa; Arthropoda; Insecta; Diptera; Culicidae
Product: YTH domain-containing family protein 3-like
Exons: 7
Coding region: 819-3455 (878 amino acids)
Biological process (GO): mRNA destabilization
Cellular component (GO): cytoplasm
Molecular function (GO): N6-methyladenosine-containing RNA reader activity; mRNA binding
Source: RefSeq, a predicted model, not a curated record